Molecule: messenger RNA, 1267 nt
Organism: Pimephales promelas (fathead minnow)
Lineage: Eukaryota; Metazoa; Chordata; Actinopteri; Cypriniformes; Leuciscidae
Product: membrane-spanning 4-domains subfamily A member 4A
Cellular component (GO): membrane
Source: RefSeq, a predicted model, not a curated record
CACACACACACACACACACACACUAUACGCCAUAAGAGCAGCAGACGUCCACGUCAACAACUCAUUUCAGGGGAAAUCCAACACUUAGCUUGAAUGGAAACCAGCAAGGUCAUCUCGAUGGACAAAGCCACGGUUGUCAUCCAAGUAAACCCACAGGUGGCACAACAUACUGUUAUAUGUGAAGAUGGACAGGAGAACGGAGGAGUGUAUCACACAUUUCUCAAAGCACAACCAAAGGCACUGGGGACGGUCCAGAUCAUGACUGGAGUGAUGGUCUUCUUAUUUGGUAUUGUGCGCACCGCCGAUGUCUUCAAUUUCCCUGCUGUUUCCUUGUUUAGUGGCAUAACCUACUGGGGAUCCCUUGUCAACAUCAGUGCUGGAGCUCUGUCUGUUGCGGCGCAGAGUAAACCUAGUCCGUGUGUGAUGAACUCCUCUCUCGUCAUGAAUGUGCUCAGUGCCGUCACGGCAGGGCUCGCCGUUCUUCUCAUAUCGCUGGAGAUAGGACUCGGCUCAGAGACCAGCAAGUAUCAAAGCUGUCCCACAACCUACGGCCGAACUGAAGGCAUUCUGUGUUUAAAGUUCGAGAGAUAUGAUCUGGGGAUCCUUGGGAUAUUGCUGGUGUUCUCCAUCCUCCAGUUCAUCAUCUCCAUCUGUAUCUCAGCGUUCGCCUGCAAAGCCUCCAGCAACAGCGGCUCUACAGUGGUUCAUGUGGCGCUCACUGGGUAAUGAUGACGAGGGAUACUGAGUCCCAGUGAGGAGAUCCAACUGUCCAAAGGUUGCAAGGAUUGAAUCUCUCAUAUUAUUGCUGACUCAAGCUAGGUCAUGUGACACUGAAGACUGGAGUAAUGAUGCUGAGCAUUCAGCUUUCAUCACAGGAAUAAAAUACACUUUACUAUAUAUUUAAAUAGAAAAUAUUUUUUAAAAAUCUAUUUUUUUUUAAAUAUCACUGUUUUUGCUGUCAAAUAACUUGGUUAAUCAAUAAAACAUUUGGAUGUCCACAAUUGUUUUCAAUGAGAUCAGAAAAAUAUUUAACCAAUUUCUAGUAAUCAAAUAACAGUCCCUUAGAAAUCACUAAUGACACCCGGACAGGGACAGACUGACUAUCUGUGUGUUCACGUCGGCACACAAGAAGUCUAAUUAAGCAAUAUGAACAGCCAACAGCAGGUGUCAGCAGAAACAUGUGUCUUGGUCAUAAAUUUUUUAAAAAAAAUAAAUAAAAGAGAGAAUAUAUUUUCCAUUUUAUUUAUUUUAUAAAUGCAUUUAUUAA